This is a messenger RNA of Heterotrigona itama, 974 nucleotides long. NCBI's taxonomy places the organism in Eukaryota, Metazoa, Arthropoda, Insecta, Hymenoptera, Apidae. The record is from the annotation of a GenBank genome assembly.
AUGGCAACGGUAAUAAAGGAUCGUGUUAUUCCUACUAUGGAUACUUUAGUUAAAUAUGAUAAUCCAGUCCUAGUCACAAUUCGUCCAGAAAAGGUAUAAUAUAAAUAGAUAAAAGAAUAAAGCAGUUUUUAUUGAUAAAGCAAAUACCAUCUUUCUCCUUAUUAUAUUUACAAUUGAGAUUACAAUUUAUUAUAAAUUAAUUUAUAACAUUUCUUAUUAAAACAGGUAACGAAAGAACAGGUGCCAAAAAUCGGAGUAACAGUUUGUAAAGUAGAAACCACUAUUCCUAUACUCGAUACAAGACGCGAAACUUCCGAGAUUCUCAAUAAAAUUUUACCGCCUAAACAAUGGGAAGAGGAUGGUCAAGUUUGGACUCAACGGGUAUCAAGUACACCGGCAACGAGAUUAGACGUUAUCAAUUUACAAGAACAUCUAAAUAUGAAGUUGCAACAAAGGCAAGCAAGAGAAACUGGUAUUUGUCCAGUACGUAGAGAGCUUUAUACACAAUGUUUUGAUGAAAUAAUACGCCAAGUGACGAUAAACUGUGCAGAACGUGGAUUGCUUUUACUUAGAAUUCGAGAUGAACUUAAGAUGACAUUAGCUGCGUAUCAAACUUUGUAUCAAAGUAGUAUCGCUUUUGGUAUGCGCAAAGCUUUGCAAGCUGAGCAAGGGAAGGAAGAUUUGAUUGCUGCCGCGGAUGAGCUUCGAUCGCAAAAGGCUGAAUUAGAAAAAACAGUUCUCGAACUUAAACAGAAAUUUGAACAAGCUGAAAGAAGAGCAGCUGAAUUAAGAGAAGCUGAAGAGAAAAAACACAUGGAAGAGAUACAAUUUUUGAAAAAGACAAAUCAGCAGCUCAAGGUAAAUUUUUGCGUGUAAUUUUUAUAUCAAUCUCAAAUAAUUAUAAAAACUUCGCCGAGUUGCCAUUAUUUUUAUUUCAGACGCAAUUAGAGGGAAUCGUUGCACCAAAGAGAUAA